AUAUGAAGGCGUAUCAUUAUACACGUUACGUUUGUUUGGAAGCAAUUGCGAGUCGCGACUAACAGACAGUGACGAAUAUUGGACUCCUCGGGAAAGAAACAGUCGAUCGAUGGCCGUGUGUUCAAAAAGGUCCGAUCGAACCGUUAUUUGUCAGUGAGUAUCUUUCAAGUGGUGAACGGGUUUCAUUGUGAUAAAAACAGCAAGCGAGCUCUCUUACGUUAAAUCUUGGUAUUAGUGGCCCUGAGCGACUUAUACCGCGAGUUUUGUGUGAGUUAAUUACCAAAGUAGUGUAUUCGUGGAAUGAGAUACGAAUGAUAUCAAGCGUGGUGUACGUGUGAAUCUGUUGAUCGAUAUCACGAACUCGAUACUUUUGCUUAUUUCAUAUUGCACAAACUUCUAUUCUACGCCGUGGUUCCACGCAUAUGUAUAUACGAAUCGCGGUUUUUGUUCCCGGAUCAUGCUUAUAUUACGUAUAAAAUUGCAUUCCCAACAAGACCUAACCUCUUUCUAAGAAAUAUCGCGGCCACUCGGAGCAACGUUAUCGAUUCGGAACACGUUGAUUCUGAUCACGUCGGCGAAACAAAACGAACAAACUUGCGAGAACAUCUAUUGGUUUCUCCGGUAUCGAACUGCAAGUUGUAAUUGUCCGACAACUGUUAUAUCUCCUUUAAGCGACAAAUGACCUUCAAACGAGUAAAGCUCUUUAAGACCUUUUCUGGUGUGUGAGGUAGUCUGAACCGACAACAUCGAUUAUCUACAAGCUAUCAGUGAACUUCGUAGAAAAACUGUCGCAACCAAAAUGUCCAAAAUAGUUACAAACGGGAAAGUGAUUUUACGAAAGAAAAAAUAUAAAACGAAAACAAAUGAAUCAAAUGCGAUAACGUGACAAGCAGCAAUGUAGUAUACAGUGGCGUGGUGGAUAUUUAGAGGAGAAAGUCAUUAUAAGCUGAAGCAAAUAUCGACUGUAAAUAUCGAUUGUAUGUCACCGUGUGUACGAUGUGUCAAUGUGUGAAGUGUGUAUUUGAGGUUAGAUCACCCAUUGAUGGAACACGUGCGGCUAUAUGUGCAUGGCGCGAAGUUUAAAAAUGAUACCAAAAAGGAAAUGGUUAAAAACAAUGGAAGACUAAAAUUGAACAAUGAUGAAUCAAAACCAUCAAUUAUUGAGCUGUUUCCUUGGAUCCUAGAGUUUAAAAAAAUGUGCAGGUGCAUACAUACAGAAAAAAGUAUGGCAUCUUUAACAGAACUUAUGCAAUUUUAUGUGAGAAAUGUAAGUGUCAGUGUAAAUGAAUGUUACACAAGGCCUUUAAGAGCAGCAAAAUUAAAGGAUUCUAUUAGUGAGACUUUAAUGUUGUUCUUAUAUAUUUAUCGUGAACUUUCUGAGGAUCAUGAUAGGUUCAGUUAUUUAAAUAAUAUGUCUGACUUAUUAGCGCUCUAUAUAGAUAUGGAAUUAAAAGCAUCUAGGAAAAGCAGAGAAAAUCAUGAUAAAAUUUGUGCAAGGAUUACUUCUUGUCUUUAUGUUUAUCUAGAACAUUCCAUGGAACAUUUAUUAGAUACUUUAAUCAAGGUACAACUAAUGUGUUGCAGUUAUCAUCAUAUUUUAGAUCCAAUUAUAACGAAAAUAAUAAAAAAUAUUCCCAUUCACCCAGAAUCAAGUAUUAUGUAUAUUCGUUACUUUUUUAUUUAUCGUUUGUGGAGAAAAAUAAAUGAAAAUGUGGCUGUAAAAGAUCAAAUAACAGCUGCUGCAAUUGCAUCUCUGGGGCCAUUGCCAUCUACAUUCUCGUCAAGUAUAUUAGAAGAUGUAUUGCCAAAAGUGCCAAAGAGUCAACCAAAUUCUACAAAAGCUCUAUUGCAGCAUAAAUUUGAUAUAAAAAAACAUUGUGAAAUGUUUGCACAAUAUUGCAGAAAAAGCAAUGGAAGUGUAUACCAGGACGGAAUUGCAACUCCCAUUGAUUCGUCCAGUAGAAUUAAUUCAAAAAUGUCGGAAGAUAUGGUUAAGAAAGAUGUAGAAUAUGUAGAUAAUAACGUGAAUUCAAUUAUAUCAGAUAAAAAUAAAAAAAAUGAAUCUAUUUCUUUGCUAAAUACUUUUAAAACUUUAAAUUUGGAAGAACAAACUAGUUUUAAAUGUUUAGGUACUUUUUCGAAUAAUAUUUCUACGGAGCAUGUUAAUUCUAAAACAAUUAAAUCAAAUAAAGGUCGUUUGCGGAGGAAAUGUAAAAAGUCUAAUGAGAUUGUAAUUAUUGAUUUAACUAAUGAUAUAGUGCUCGAGAAAUGUAUAAAGAAACGAAAAUCUAGAAAAUUACCAUGGUUAGAAGAAGCAAAAAAGAAUAUCGAUUUAAAGAUAGUAAAAGCAUCACACAAGAAGAGAAGACAGGAACAUGUCGGACUUACACAUCCAUCAAAUACCUCACGAAAUAUUAGUCAUCGAUCGGAAGAUUCCUCUCAAUCGGUAUGUGCCACGAAAAGUCUCAGUGAAAAAAAUGAAUCUAAUAUAUGCCGAACGGUUGUCCUUAAAAAUGAUGAAAAUAAGAUGGAAAUCGACAAAGAGUUAAUAACUUGUACAGAAAGUAUAAGAAAAUCGAUUGGUACGGAAGUCAAUACUAAAGAAGUAAAUAUUAAAGCGUCUACAAUGAUCAGUAAAACAGUUCUAACCGAGAUACUCCCGCUAACGAAGCAAGUAUCAAAAAUUUCAAACAGCGUUGUUAAUGGUAAUUGUUUAAGUAAUGCAGAUAUUUCGAAUAUACAGAGCGACGAGAAGGAGAAUGAUAGUUUUAAUAAACAAACUGUGAUCAAGCGAUUGACAGAAACAGACGUUUUCUCAGAGCCUGAAACACGCGAAAAAGUUGAAAGUUUUAAAAAAGUCUGUGAUCUAGAAACAGAAUGCCCAGGUGUAAAUAAUACCACAAUUUGUACUCAGUAUAAUUCCAAAGAUAACGCUGAUAGUUCUAAUCGUUCUAAUUUUAAUGUAAUUAAUGACGAGGUAACCGAAAGGAUAACAUUGUCGGAAAACUUCGAGCUCGAAAGGAAUAAUCAAAAUGUCUCGAGCGACAAAAUGUUAAAUAAUACUUGUUUCAGUGAAAGUGUUUGUAAAUCUGACUACUCUAACAGCACCGUUAAUUCCGAGAUUAGACGCGAUGAAUUAAUUACGCCGCAAAAUAAUGAUAGAAACGAAACAAUCUCUACUGGAAGAAUCCAGAAAGUUGAAGCUUCUCCUGUUAAAAAUGUAUUAGAUUAUGAGGAGAAGCAAGGAUCAUCGGGUAUACUUGUCGAAAUUUCGACAAUGCAAAAGAAGCUUGAAUCGCGAAUGGAAUCGAAAUCAUCAAAGUUCGUAAACAGAGCGAAAGAUGAAUUCUGCACGCGACCAGAAUUAGAAAUCUGUAGUUAUGAUGAAAUAAACGAGAAUAUAAGAGAAAAUAAAUCAAGCAUCGAUAAUAUUAGAGAAUCUAUUUUCGAAUCUUAUUCUACGGAUAAGAAAGAUAUUUCUAAUACAAUUAAUGCAACGUGCCCGAAUGAAAAUAUUGAAAAUAAUGAAAAUAACGAAAAUUCUUGUAUCGAUACAAACUUUAAGAAGCCUGUAGGAGACAAGUGCGAUAAUGAUAUUGGCAAAUAUGUUAAUAAGGAAGAUGUUCCUUGCAAAUCUGACAAAGUAUCAUCAGAAAUCACGCCAAAGGAGUGUAAUAAUUUAUAUAAAGUAACAGAGGAAAAAAAUGUGUGUACCGUUGCCAAAAAUAAAUAUAUCGUUCAAGAUUCUGAAUUACAAGACAAUAUCGAUGGUCUGUCGUUGUUGGCGAGUGUUUCGCAGCAUAUACCACAUUUAAAGCCUGAAUCCGACGUAAAAUGCGAUCAAAUAAAAGUAAAGGAUUACGCAUCUUUGAGGUAUGCGUGUUACAAUCAAAUCACUGAUGACGAGACUGAUACAAAUGAUUCGUCAAAUACCGUUUCCCUAUUACUUGAAAAUCCAUCCGCAGAAAUAAUCAAUAGAAUCGUUGGCAUUUAUCCCGAGGACACCAUAGAUAAAGUCGAGCUUCGAGUAGAAGUAACAUCUAACGAAGCGGAGAGUGGAAACGGUGAUAGCGAGUUGUGUAAAGUCAUUUCUCAUCCGGAAACAAGCAUAAAUUACGACACGGACGCGCUGACGCAUAAUUUCGCCCCCAUUGAGAACAAUGCGCAAACCGUGAAAGAGAAUACAAACGUAAUACUAAACGGAGAAACCAUAGUUUUGCUGCAAAAGUCUCCUAACAGUAAUCUGUAUAUUAUAAACAAAGCAGUUGAAAAUUUGGAGGAUCACGCUAGCGACGAGGAGAUCAAUAGGUUAAAAGAGAAAAAUUGGAUAUCUCCAACUGAAGAUUGUGGACAAUUCGAAGCUAUAACUUCUCUGGACUAUGCGUCGUGUAAUUUGGAAUUAACUUCGUACAACAAGGAAUUACCGUAUCAAGAGAACAAGUGUUCCGUAGAAGGGAUCAAGAUUGAACCGGAAGAUAAGAAUUUCGCAGACACGAAAGCAUAUUCAAAAAAAGCACCGCUAUCGACCGACAUGCUUUCUGUCAAUUCGCAAAUGUAUCAGGAGGUAAACUUAAUGAGCAAAUCGAUGGAUAAGCGGAAAUCAAAAUCGAAUCUCACCUUCCGACAAAAUAUCAAACAAGAAUUCAAUAUCUCUAAUCAUAUCGCACCGAACUGCGCGAUCCCGGGAUUCAAUGGAAUUCACUCACACCCACACGAAGUUAACGCUCAACAUCCCUUACAUAUAUCUGCCACUCAUCCAACUACCUUACCACCGAUCUAUGGAAAUUGUGCAGCCAAUGGGGAAUUAUGCGUACCAUAUCAUAAACAUUGCACCUCGGUAUCGUGUAGUUUGCAAAUUAAUGCUAACACUUCCCUUCAUUCGCACGCGAAAUCGGGUAGUUCAUGCGGAAGAUCGCAUUGCUCCUGUUUAAAUUGCACCUACGAUAUCGUCGCGCAUUGCAGACAGUGUAUACACCCAGCGACGGAUACACACGUGUCUUGUAUCGAAAGUAGUCCGUAUUUUUUGCCAACGCAUUCGUCAGUACAAAGCCCUGCCGUCCAAGAGCAUGACAGAGCAAAGAAUGAAGUCGUUAUAGAAAAAUUAUACGACGAUCAAUUAUUGUGUAAAAUAGAGAACAACCUUUUGCAAAAUAAGUCAUUGGAAAAACUGGGAGUACAGUGCGAUUCAGAAAAAGGAGUGUUUAAAAAAGAUGCGGAGAAUAAGUUGCCUUUAAAGAAAAGGCUGAAGGCGCAUGCUAUGGCAUAUGCGGGCACACCUAUAAAAACUGAAAAAAUAGACAAUUAUCCAGCUAUGCCUAUGAUGUCUAUAGCUGCUUUAGAAGCGUUAGACAAUACACGGAAGAGAUCUGAUCAAAUCGUUAAAUCCGAAUACGAACUGUCUCUUACGAAAAAGCAGGAACUGCAUAGUGACUAUCAUUGCAAUUCGCAUUUGAUAAGAAGAAAUUAUUACAAAGAUGUACAGGAUACCGAAUCACAUCAAAAUCUCGCGAACGAAAAUGCAAGGAAGAUCGAAUGUCAAUUUCGAUCGACAAAUGAUCAAACUAGUAAUACUAUAUAUCAAGAAUCUUGCCUUCAGAGGACAGUUAAAACAUUCGAGCAACAGGAAGAGGUGAAUCUAUUAGACGUGACGUCGAUAAAGCAAUUUGAGAUAGAAACGAUAGAGCAGGAAGGAACGUAUAAAAGGGUAAAGAAAACACAGUCGCCUCUUCGGCAAACAAGAAGCUCAAAAAGAAACGUUCCUAAAGUAAAUUAUUCUUACACCGAUGUUGAUCCAGAGUGGAAUCCGUCCGGUGAGUCAAAACGCAAACGUAAAAAGACUAGUCGAUGAUCGAUACCACCUCAUUAUGGAAAUUCAUUACUGUAAGAAAUUUUUCUGAGAUUUAAAUAAUUAAGUGUACAUUACUCCUACAAGACUGUGGCAUCAUAAACUUGUAAAUGUUGUAUAAAUGAGAAGAUAAAUUAUCCUGGGAAGAUAUUUACAUACCGGCGAAGUGUAUAGUACAAUGCUCGAAGAUCAAUAUUAGCGUAAUUUUUUUUAAUUUUUAAGCAGCAUCAUGGAAGAUAUUUACAUUUAGUAGAUUGUACGUAUAUUUUGUCGGACACGGACAGUUUCAUACUAAAACAAUAGAAAAUUCUUUAGUGUUCGUAAUUUACUGUGUAUAAAACUGUGCAGUAUUAUACUCCAUUUUAUCAGACUACUAGUUAAUUUUGAUAUAAAUUCUCUGAUUUUAAUUAAAUUCAGUAUAUUUGUAAUCAUUUAGAGCAAAAUUUCGUCAUUUAUAAAGUAAUUAAAAUCUUUUAUAUGAAUCGGAUAAAAAUUACUUUUGUAUAUAAUUUUGUAAAUAUAUUAUAAUCCAAAAUAAUUGUAUGCAAAUUUUACGAUUUUAUAACUCGCAUAUAGAAGGUAAGAUAAUUUACGUUAACAAAUAAUUUUAAAUACAUUCUGCUAAGCUACAUGAAACACCAUGAUGUGGUACAAACAACUCGAUAUUUUUAUAUAAACUAAUAAAAGAUAUUCUUUAUCAGCUUUAAAAUUAAAUUUUCAUUAAAUACAUGUUCGUAUGUAUUCAUAGCAUAAGAUUUUAUGUAGCAAAGUAUGAAUUACCGUAGUACAUAAAACUACUAUUAACUUUAAUCUCUUUGACAAACAUUAGAUUUUAUAUUUUUCAGUUUGAUGGAAUAAAAUUAUUUAAAUUCAGAAAAAUGAGAAAAGCUGGCUCAUGACAACAUUAUAGUUUAAAAGAAUUUGGAUAGAUUAAUUAUUUCCUCCAGAUUAAUAUUGAAAAAUUUCAAGCAACUGCUUAAUUCGCAAAAUGUGAUGUCAAUAAAUUUGCCAAAUAACAUAGAAAUAACAGUACCGUCAUACAAAAAUAGAACAGGAAAAAUGAACUUCCUUCGAUUUUUUAACCUGUCCUUUUAAUACAUAUAGCAGCAUUAUUUGUUAUAGAUAUACUCUUAGAGAUCACAAUGCAAGUAACAUAGCUAGUCAUCACUUUUUAGUUAUGAUUUAAAACAUAUUUAGUUUACAUGUUACUAAAAUAAAACACGAGAAAGUAAUAUGUAUUCAAAAAUUUCAGGUUAAAAUCGAAAACAUCACGUAAAAUUAAAAAAAUGUACUUAGACUUUGUAUACUUACCAAAAUGAUAGAGCUUUGUUACAUGGAACGUCAUUCGAUACAAUACUCGAAUUUAUAGCGCCUUUACAUAAUUUAUGCUUUAAAAAUUUAACAUAUUUUAAAAAAUUAUUCGAUUAUUUUUCUCAAGUGUUUGGAUAAAGUACAUGUAUCUCGCUGUACAAAUUCUAGAUUUAAAAAGAAGGAAAUGUAACUUUUGGAAGUUAAACUUUAAAGAGAUUAAAGAAUUCUAAUAGUUAAUUUACUUUUCUUCAAUUAUUAUUUCUCAUUUAUGUAUAACACAUAUAUUCACUCGUUUGAAAAUACAAGGUUAUUUGCAUAGUUCAGUGCCAUAUUCUUGUGUUUGAUAUCUGUGAUUAUUAGCUGACUAAUGCUAAAUUAGUAACGUGUUUUAUUGUACAAAAAAUGUAUUUGAUUGAAUACUUAAAAACUAUCUGAAAUUUAUAAUUAAUCCGAAUUUGAUAUUUAUAAACAUUUCUACAUAGAGAAAUAAUCAUAAUCAAGACAAGCUACUUUGCAAUGCAAUUUUUUCGUGCAAAUAAUACGAAAUUUCAUUUCGAUUACAGAAAUUAUGUAGGUAACUAUAACUUUUACGAUGUAUAAAAAAAGACAUGCGAUAUUAAUGCAGCAGAUAAACGUUUAUUAUUCCUUCUUUAUCGUUACCAUUUAUUUUUUCAAAAAAAAAGUCUGAUAGGUUUAAGUUAACGUAACAUAAUUCGAUAUUAAUUAUUACAAUCGCGAUUAAAUGAUUGCCAAAUGUUUCUAUUUAUGCACAUGACCAUAUGGAUAGUUUGUUACUAAGAAAAUUAUCCUAAGCGCCAAGCAUUUAUUAGCAAAAGUCUGAUAUCCUAAAAUAUAAUUUAGAGUAGUAACAUUGCAUCAAAUGCCUCAUUCAUUCGUGUUCAUAAAAAAAAAUUGAGUACUGUGUAUGUGUAGAACGUUAUGUCAUAAUAAUGAAUAAACUUGUAUUUACAUACAUUUGUAAAUUACAUGCAUUACGCAGUGCAUAGACUGG
Messenger RNA from Bombus terrestris (buff-tailed bumblebee), 8168 nucleotides. RefSeq lists its product as uncharacterized. NCBI's taxonomy places the organism in Eukaryota, Metazoa, Arthropoda, Insecta, Hymenoptera, Apidae. Bases 1043 to 5848 code for a protein of 1601 amino acids. The transcript is spliced from 8 exons. The record is from RefSeq and is a predicted model, not a curated record.